Mitosporidium daphniae is the source of this 909-nucleotide messenger RNA. RefSeq lists its product as uncharacterized. Bases 1 to 909 code for a protein of 302 amino acids. The record is from RefSeq and is a predicted model, not a curated record. Gene Ontology annotation, cellular component: nucleus. NCBI's taxonomy places the organism in Eukaryota, Fungi, Microsporidia. The transcript is spliced from 2 exons. Gene Ontology annotation, molecular function: protein binding.
AUGAUAACAGACCACCGAUGCUGCCCCUCUUCUCCGCAGACACAAACCUCAGACCACAUCGAGAGCGUAUAUGGCAGGGAGUUGGGCACGAUAGACCUGCCCUGGCAGCCCUUUGCCCUUUCGGUCCAUCAGGACACGAUGGCCGUGGGCAGCUUCAUCCAAGACCGGGAAAACUUUAUUUCGCUUUAUAACAUUUCUUCAAUUCAAGAGGCACAAAAGAUCUGCGACCUGAAGCACGACUUUCCUCCCUGCCAACUGAAAUGGUCCUCCUCUGGACUUCUUGCUUCUUGUAGCCAAAUGAUAAAUGUAUACAAAAUCUCUGGCGAUAGCUUUGAGAAUCCUCUUCGCCUAUGCACCGGCAUUGCAAACGGCCAGGUGAAGACACAACUGAUUGCACACGACAAGCAGGUGUUUGAUAUUUCGUUUGCAAACUCUGCCCAUCUAUUUGCGACAGCUGGCGGAGACGGGAGCAUACGCAUAUUUGACCUGAGGCACCUGGACCACUCGACAAUUUUGUAUGAAGAAAGUGAUCCGUUAUUACGGGUGUGUUGGAACACACUUGACUCGCACUAUUUGGUUGCUUUUGGAAUAUACUCCCAAAACGCCAUUUUGCUGGACACAAGAGUGCCGUCAGUUCCUGUUGCCGAGCUGGACGGGCAUGCCGGAAUCAUAAAUGACAUAUGCUGGUCGCCCAGAAACCCCAAGCUUGCUGCGUCUGGUGCAGACGAUGGGCAGCUUUUAAUUUGGGAUACCUCUACUUGCCUCCAACAAACGGAGAGCUUGGUUGAGUUUGAGGCGUACCGGACAUUCUCCUCAAAAAGCGAAGUACAGCAGAUAUCUUGGAUAACCGGAUCAAUUAUAGCAUUGAGCGAUAGAAGCUCUGUCUCGCUAGUCGAUUUUAAUCUGUAA